AGACCUCAAGCCUGUUUCGUACAACAAUAUUCAUUACAAAUAUAUUAAAGAAUAAAUUUCAUAUUUCACCUUGUAUACAUCUACUUACACUCAUGUAACGAGGGCACAAUUGGAUUGAUCUUCUGACUUUUGGAGAAGAAACUGAUUGUUUUAUUUGGGGAUGAAUUGAAGCGAUUAUCGCGCUGUUCGAAAAUUUUUUCAUAUUCUGGGAAAGGGUGGAUAUGGGUCUGACGGAUACGAGUUUUGAACUUCUCUUGACCCUGUGGCGAGUUUUCGUUCUGAGGGCACAAGUUAUCACCUGUCAGUAUCAAGGUGUAGUGUCACAGCCGCGAGUGCCGUACAAUAAUUAGCCAAGACGCUAAGUGACCACAAGGAUCCGGAACAAUGCCGUCGAGAGUGACGAAAAGUCCGACUCCGGAAGAGGUCGAAAGUACUGGAGAAAGAAGAGAGACUUGGUCAGGAAAAGUCGAUUUUCUUCUAUCUGUCAUCGGCUUUGCGGUCGACCUCGCCAACGUUUGGCGCUUUCCGUACCUUUGCUACAAAAACGGCGGCGGAGCAUUUUUGAUUCCAUACUGUAUAAUGCUGGUUGUGGGAGGAAUUCCGUUAUUCUACAUGGAACUGGCACUAGGACAAUUCAAUCGAAAAGGUGCCAUUACGUGUUGGGGUCGAUUGGUUCCUCUUCUAAAAGGAAUUGGUUAUGCUGUUGCUUUGAUCGCCUUUUAUGUUGACUUUUAUUACAAUGUGAUAAUCGCCUGGGCCCUACGUUACUUUUUCGCCUCCUUUUCGAGUCUUUUACCCUGGACCACUUGCGGAAAUCCAUGGAACACCCCUAGCUGUCGUCAAUUUAACAGAAAUGUUUCUUUUCUGGAUAAUUUCGGGUUUUCACAAUUUGAAGGGAUGGAAAAUCUCUCCCGAAUACUGGAAGUAGCAGAGGAAAUUGACGAAAAUGGAACGAGAUACACCAGUGCUGCUCAAGAAUAUUUCAAUCGCGCUAUACUGGAACUUCACGAAAGUGCAGGAUUACACGACCUUGGAUCUAUAAAAUGGGAUAUCGCCUUAUGCUUAUUAGUUGUUUAUAUUAUUUGCUACUUUUCGUUAUGGAAAGGAAUAUCCACAUCGGGAAAGGUGGUAUGGUUCACAGCACUUUUCCCCUAUGCAGUUUUAUUAAUUUUACUUGUACGAGGUAUUACGUUACCAGGAAGUGGCGAAGGGAUUAAAUAUUAUCUGAGUCCGAAUUUUUCUGCCAUAAAUAAAGCAGAGCUGGCAUAUGCCAAAAGAACACCAAAUCCUGGUCCCAGUGAGAAAAAUACUUGUGUCGCUGCAUCAACCCACACCUAA
Belonocnema kinseyi is the source of this 1338-nucleotide messenger RNA. RefSeq names its product sodium-dependent dopamine transporter-like. Lineage: Eukaryota; Metazoa; Arthropoda; Insecta; Hymenoptera; Cynipidae. Gene Ontology annotation, molecular function: dopamine:sodium symporter activity. The record is from RefSeq and is a predicted model, not a curated record. The transcript is spliced from 8 exons. Gene Ontology annotation, biological process: sodium ion transmembrane transport; dopamine uptake involved in synaptic transmission. The coding region runs from base 385 to 1338 and encodes 317 amino acids. Gene Ontology annotation, cellular component: presynaptic membrane; neuronal cell body membrane; neuron projection.